Molecule: messenger RNA, 2143 nt
Organism: Scleropages formosus (Asian bonytongue)
Lineage: Eukaryota; Metazoa; Chordata; Actinopteri; Osteoglossiformes; Osteoglossidae
Gene: cdca7a
Product: cell division cycle associated 7a
Exons: 10
Coding region: 77-1297 (406 amino acids)
Biological process (GO): regulation of DNA-templated transcription
Cellular component (GO): nucleus
Source: RefSeq, a predicted model, not a curated record
UGACAUUCCGGGCUGACGGCGGCUGUUGAGGUUCUGCAGAAAGCAAGCUAUUUGUCCUCUUGCUAUCCCUGGAAAAAUGCGUCCAUCUCGUAAAAAGAUUCAGCGCCAUCAGGCCCCCCAGCCAUACACCAGAAUGAACUUGAGAAGCUUCCGAAAUGUGUCUUUGGUUUCAGCAGAGACUUCUUCCUCAUCUGAUGACAGCUGUGAUAGUUUUGGUUCUGAUGGCUUCAGCAACACAAAGAAGUCUUUAAAACAAGCCAAGGUGACCGCGGCAUUUAAGGCCCCCGCAGAACACAGCUCGCUGAGCGAGUUUGAAGAGAACAACUUUAAUGAGGAGAUGGAGGCCAUGAAGGUAGAUUCAGACUCAGAUUCCACUGGACCCCAGCGCAGGGGCCAGCGCUCACGAACCCUGAAGGUGGCCUUGAAGUUUCCCACCAAGAGGGGCGGUGAGGAGAAGGCCUUGGAGACAAAGCCCCACGCUCAGCCCAAAGAGUCUGAUUCUCACUCAGAUGAGGAUGAGAACUUCAUGGACAAGAGGGCGCUGAACAUAAAGGAGAACAAAGCAAUGCUGGCAAAGUUGAUGGCUGAGCUGAACAAAGUUCCUGGGCUCCUUCCUGGAAGAAUGUCUCUGCAGUCGGGUAACACGCCGAGACGUGUCCCGCGGCAACCCAAGCAAGCAUCUGGCCCAUGCAGAAGGAACCCAGAGCGCACCUCACGACCCUACACCCGCUCACGCUCCCUCAUGGACGGCCCUCCAAGCCCAACACCAGAAGAAGACCCCGAGGACCGAUUCAGUCUGGUGCGCCGGAGCCGUUACUAUGAGGAGGAGGAUGAACCACAGCAGCCCCGCCGGCGCAACUACAAUGGCGCGCUCACCAUCCCCCAUGUUGUGCGGCCAGUGGAUGAGGUCACCCAAGAAGAACUGAACAACAUCUGCUUCAGUGUACGAGACAAAGUCUACAAUCGUGCUACUGGAACUACAUGUCACCAGUGCCGUCAAAAGACAAUUGACACCAAGACCAACUGCCGCAACGCUGAGUGUGUGGGUGUUAGGGGCCAGUUUUGUGGGCCAUGCCUGCGUAACCGCUAUGGAGAAGAGGUCCGGGAUGCUCUGCUGAAUCCGGAGUGGUGCUGUCCUCCAUGUCGAGGUAUUUGCAACUGCAGUUUCUGCCGGGCACGGGAAGGCCGCUGUGCUACUGGGGUGCUCGUCUACCUGGCCAAGUACCAUGGCUACGACAACGUGCAUGCCUACCUGAAAAGUCUGAAACGAGAGAUGGAGGAAGAGGAGAAGCAAUAAGCAGAUGCCUCACGCUUCCAUGUCUUUCCUGGAUGAAAGAAUCUUCCUGAAUCAUGCAGUGGGUGGGGGGGGGAGGUGUAUUUUACACAUACAGUCCUGCUUGAAAGUAUGUGAACCCUAUAGGGAUGGUCAUUGGUCUUGUAUAAAAUGUUAAAAAUGAGCUUAUAGAAGCUAAAUGAUUUACUCACCUCAUUCCACUUUGUGGUUUAACUAGUGCAACUGGGGGUUCACAUGUUUUUGCACCUGCAAUACAUCUGCUUUUCUAAACAGGUAUGAUUUUCUCUAAAGGAACAUAUUGGAAUUGGUCAUUGCACCCCUAUUAUGUCAGAUGAGAAAGACUGCUUCUUAUUUAAUAGUUUUGUGGUAAAACUAAGGGGCACAAGGUCUUCAUGUACUUUGAAGCAGCACUGUAGACUUGCAUUUGGCUCACAUAGACGUAAUAUAGUUGUCCUUGUACUUUCUUUCAGUAGGCCAUUAGAAAUUGUAAUGGUCCUGUAUGAAAAGUUUAAAUUUCUAAAUUACAUUGUUUUAAAUGUAUUAAAGUUUAUACCCUUUAAGCCAGUUGUGGCCAAAUUCGGUUUGUGAUAUACAGCAUCCUUCAAGUUCACUUCAGCAUUUUCAUGCCCAUUAGCUGUGGUGAAUACAGUUUGACCCAUUAGAUAUUCAUGCUGGUUUUGGUUUUCUUGCAGGUUGUGUGUUUUUUAGGGGAGCUCCAUCAUUUAGGUUAACUUGGCUUUUUUUUUUUUCUAUUUUUUGGCAAAUGCAAACUGUUCUAUGGAAAUGUACACACAAAGUUGAAAUACUUGCUUUAUGCAUAUUACGUACUACAUAUGGCAUAUAACGUCA